UCGUCGUAUCUUCGUAUUCAUUACCCCCCGGUCGGGGUUGCACACGACAGGAUGGCUGUGCUUGACCAAGACGGUUGAUCGCCAGCAUCUGCAGACCGGCUGCUUUGUGCCAACUUCCAAGACUCUGACGCAUGGACGCCAUCAUGCAGGACCAUCUCAUCCCGCGCCCAGGAGAGCUAUCUGGGAAUCAGCCCAUACACAGUACUGGGCCCAACCCCGGCCCCGCCGUCCUACAUUCCACGUCGCCGCGCCGUCGCGCCGUCGGCCGUCCAGCGAUCGCACUCCCCUGCUGAAAAAGGUAAGAUCUAGAACCCGGCAGUUGAUGGAGGUGACAGAUGUCACUAUUGGGGUCGCCAGAGCUUGUGAUUGGAGAGGAAGCUACUUUCUCUCAAGCCGCCGGCACAACAACGGGUAUCAACUUGUCUAGAACCAGCAUCUUCCCCGAACGCCACGUUGGUUAGUCCAGGCGUCGAGCGCAGAUCGUCAUCAGGGAACUAAACUAGGGACGCCGUGGGUUCGUGGGGAACGAACAGUCGCAGACCAGGCAGCCAGGCAGCCAGGGGUCAAUCGUGCCUCAUGGCAGUGGGACAGGUCACGGAGUUAGAAAAUAGACAUACCGGACCCCGAUCUGGAGAUUUUGGAUCGGAAAGAAGCGCCAUUCUUUCUGUUUGCCUUUCCUUGUUGCUGACUUGCUGCAGGGUUGGCGCCUCAUGAGUACGUAUGUAGGGAUUCGUGGGUGCGUGACUUUCAGGUGGGCGGGUGAUGCUGGCGAGCUGGAAA
Messenger RNA from Aspergillus sclerotioniger CBS 115572, 780 nucleotides. RefSeq lists its product as uncharacterized. The transcript has a single exon. Lineage: Eukaryota; Fungi; Ascomycota; Eurotiomycetes; Eurotiales; Aspergillaceae. The record is from RefSeq and is a predicted model, not a curated record. Bases 132 to 293 code for a protein of 53 amino acids.